This is a messenger RNA of Zingiber officinale, 1536 nucleotides long. Its product is annotated as putative transcription factor bHLH041. NCBI's taxonomy places the organism in Eukaryota, Viridiplantae, Streptophyta, Magnoliopsida, Zingiberales, Zingiberaceae. Bases 46 to 1536 code for a protein of 496 amino acids. The record is from RefSeq and is a predicted model, not a curated record. Gene Ontology annotation, molecular function: protein dimerization activity. The transcript is spliced from 8 exons.
GCGACAAUGGGAAAGAAUAAUUACCUAAUCUUUCUUUGACUCCACAUGGAUUCCUUCUUCCUCCUCGGCCCCGAAGCUCGGCGCCGGUUUCUCCAGAUCGCCGGACGUCUCCUCGGCUGCACGUAUAUCUGCUCAUGGUCUCCUCUCCACCAACCCACGACCACCCAUUUGGUGUCCACGGAGGGAUGGCACUGCGCGGAAGACAGUGGCCAAUCGAGCUCGUCCGCUGCUACCGUCUCCUUGAGGCUCUUCGAGGCCUACAGGAGAUCGCUUUGUGCUGUUCACAGCAGUUCCAGUUCUAUUCCUGGUUUGGCCUACAAGGAUGGGCUCGCUUACAUUCAGUUUACUGAUCGGGAUAUUAUGAACUUGGCUUCCAAUCACUCACAACGACAAUUCUAUCAGGAAGCUGGAGUAAAGACGGCAGUUUUUAUGGGUUGCAGACAUGGAGAAAUCGAACUGGGGAUCAAAAUGCCUACAAAUCCAACUGUGAAUUUGCAGAUGAACAUUCAGCAAGUGUUCAGCGAGGAGUUGAUUCAACAAUCUCUAGGAGACCUUGCGAUUCUUCCCUCUGAGCCCGGUCAGCUCUCUUCAUCUUCCUCCGACACUUCGCCUCGUCUUCUCGCUCAAUCAAGUCCUCCCUUCGUCAUGCAACCCUUCAACUUCGCUGCAGCUCCAAGAACAGCUCAUGAGGAUGAAGCGAUGAGAAGAGCAAUGCUCGCCGUCAUUAUUUCUUCCAAGGACAUGCCGUCGCCGUUGCACCUCAACCAACAAACAAUUAGAAAUCCGAUCGGAGCAUUCCGGCCUUACUACAACAAUCCAUCGACUGCUCCUGAAGUGGAACUCGAGCCCAAUUGGCACGGCCAGAGAAUGAUCAAGAUAGCCCUUCAUAUGCUUAGGAGAAUAAGCGUGAUGAAAUCGCAAGCACAAGAGCACCAGCAGCCAACGAGAAGCCACUCGCACCAUGUCAUAUCGGAGCGAAAGCGCAGGGAGAAGCUCAACGAACAGUUUAAUGCUCUCAAGGCGCUGCUUCCGCUUGAACCGAAGAUCAAGAAAGACAAGGCGACCCUGCUCGUGAACACCAAGAACUACUUGAACCUUUUAAAGGCUCAGAUCAAGGAACUCGAGGAGAAGAACCGUGUGCUAGAAAUGCAAGUCCUCCAAGUACCUAGAAACGACGAAGUCGAUGCAUUGAUUGCCGAUUCAGACGAAAGAAUUCAAAUUCAAGUUAUUCGAUUGCCUGAGUCCACAUCAGAAGCACAGCAGAUUGAUCUGCAGGUGGUGGUGAAGGAAGAAUGCGAUAUGAUUGACUGGGUUAUCCGCGUCCUUGAAUGCCUCAAAGAGAUGACAGCUGGAAUAACAUUGGUGUCCAUGGAAACAAGAACCGUCUCGUCUCAGAACAAUAUAUUUGGAAGAGGACGUUUCAGGCUACAAAUACAGACAAGUGAUUGGGACGAGGCGACGUUCAAGGAAGCUGUGAGCAACGCCGUCGCUAAUGUUUUGGCACGAGUAAGGAGUAACCAGGCCCGCCAAACUUGA